Messenger RNA from Chelmon rostratus (copperband butterflyfish), 543 nucleotides. RefSeq names its product caveolin-2-like. NCBI's taxonomy places the organism in Eukaryota, Metazoa, Chordata, Actinopteri, Chaetodontiformes, Chaetodontidae. Gene Ontology annotation, molecular function: molecular adaptor activity. The record is from RefSeq and is a predicted model, not a curated record. Bases 1 to 543 code for a protein of 180 amino acids. Gene Ontology annotation, biological process: caveola assembly. The transcript has 3 exons. Gene Ontology annotation, cellular component: caveola.
AUGAACACAGCAGUCAACCAAGCCGAGACACAGCCCGACUUAGCGGAAAUGGAGGACCAGAGAUUAAAAGACAUGGGACCAGGAGGGGAACUGAUGGAAGUCAAAGUGCAAUCUGAAGAUCUGCAUUCCACCCACAGUGACACAAGGCCUCUGAUUCACGACAGGGAUCCCAAGAGAGUCAACAAAAGUCUGAAGGUCACGUUUGAGGAUGUGAUUGCAGAGCCUCCUUCGGUGCGGAGCUUUGAUAAAGUGUGGCUGUGGAGUCACGCCCUGUUUGAGGUGUCCAGGCUGUGGUGUUACCGCUUCAUCUCCCUCCUCCUGGCGGUGCCGGUCUCACUGGCAGCAGGGCUUCUCUUCGCUCUGCUCAGCUGCCUCCACAUCUGGUUGAUCAUGCCCUGUGUGCAGCUGCUUCUUAUCAACAUGCACUGGGUCCAGACUGUCUGGGGCAGCAUACUGAACAUUCUCAUCAGCCCCUUCUUUACCAGUUUUGGAAAAUGCUGUGGUCAAAUCACCGUCCAUCUGGCAAAGGAUGCAGACAGAUAG